Megalobrama amblycephala (Wuchang bream) is the source of this 1933-nucleotide messenger RNA. Its product is annotated as ras-related protein Rab-35-like. Gene Ontology annotation, molecular function: GTPase activity; GTP binding. The record is from RefSeq and is a predicted model, not a curated record. The transcript is spliced from 6 exons. Bases 222 to 827 code for a protein of 201 amino acids. Gene Ontology annotation, cellular component: plasma membrane; endosome membrane. Lineage: Eukaryota; Metazoa; Chordata; Actinopteri; Cypriniformes; Xenocyprididae. Gene Ontology annotation, biological process: endocytic recycling.
CACCGUGAGUUCUGGUGGGCGGGGUUAGUUUGAGCGGCACAGAUCCGCGGUGAGUGUGGAUGGGUGUGAGUGAGUCUCUGGUGCCGCACAAACCGCUCAAAAUAAACCCGGGGAGCCGUUAAAGCUCAUAUACGGCUGCCUCUCCGCCGGGAGAGGAGGAGCAGGAGGGUUCUGGUUCCUGGACAGCCUCUGUGUGCGGGGGAUCGAGCGGAGCGGGGACCAUGGCGCGGGACUAUGAUUACCUCUUCAAGCUGCUCAUCAUCGGGGACAGCGGUGUUGGCAAAAGCAGUUUACUGCUGAGAUUUGCUGAUAACACAUUUUCGGGUAGCUACAUCACCACGAUCGGUGUGGACUUCAAGAUUCGCACGGUGGAAAUAAACGGGGAGAAAGUCAAGUUGCAGAUUUGGGAUACGGCGGGACAGGAGAGAUUCCGGACCAUCACCUCCACGUACUACAGAGGCACACACGGCGUUAUAGUGGUUUAUGACGUUACCAGCGCAGAGUCGUUUGUAAACGUCAAGCGUUGGCUUCAUGAAAUCAAUCAAAACUGUGACGACGUUUGUCGAAUAUUAGUGGGUAAUAAGAAUGACGACCCCGCCUCUAAAGUGGUGGAGACCAAUGACGCGCAGAAGUUUGCUGAGCAGAUGGGCAUCCGACUGUUUGAGACCAGCGCCAAGGAGAACAUCAACGUGGAGGAUAUGUUCAACUGCAUCACAGAGCUCGUCCUGAAGGCCCGGAAAGAGUCUGUGGCCAAACAGCAGCAGCAGCAGCAGAGCGAAGUCAUCAAACUGAGUAAGAGCAGCAAACGCAAGAAGAAAUGCUGCUAAUGGACUGGACUCAAACACACACACACACACACACACACACACACACACACUCUUAGAGAGCCAAUCGACAAAACGCCACUGAACUGACAAGAGCCAACUUAACAUACAACCCAUCAGAGACUAGUAAUGAGAGAUAUAUCUAGAGGUUUACUAAUGAUGAGCCCGUCUGAACUUCGGGAGGACUUUGGCAUACGAACUCGGAUGUUUUAGCAGGAUUGGAUUCAAGUGGCAUCGCACUCGUCUUUGCCCCCCCCCCCCCCCCCCCCCAGAAGAUCUGCCACAAGAAUUUUAAAAUGGAGAAUGAAAUGCUUUCUGUUCUUCAUGCAUCUUUGUCAUCGUCCACGUUUCACACAUCUGUGGAAUCAAACCAAUAAGGCCAAACGUGAGUGUUAAUGUGGCCAAUCAGGACAGCGUACACGCAGAAGUCGGAGAACAUCGUGAGCUGCAUCCCGUGUUUUCUUGCUCUUGUUAUUGACGGUCGUCACAGACCCAACGGUGGACCAAACAUGUGCUGAUCUGCCAACUACCAAGAGACACUCGUUUUGCCUUUUGCGCUUUCUCUUUUGUCUUUCAUUUUUGUAAAAUUGUAUUUUUUUACUAACAAAUUAUACAAUCAAACACACGGUAGCAUCUAGUGAAUCUCAUGGAAGCUUGUUUCCGCCACGGAAUAAAAAUAAAUAAAAGGAAUUGCGACUUUCUCACAAUUCUGCCUUUUUUCCCCUUAGAAUUGUGAGUUUAAAUCCCAAAAUUCUUUGGAAUUGCCAGUUUAUAUCCAUCAGAAUUGCAAGUUUAUAUUGAAAAAAUGUCAUAAUUAUCUAUAUAAAAAAAAAAAAGAAGUCAGAAUUGCGGUUGCAAGAAAAAGUCAGAAUUGUGAGAGAAAAAUUCCCUCUUACCGUUUUUGAUUUUUUGUUUUAAUCUUGUGGCGGAAACAAGCCUCUACAGAAUCUGGUGCCAUUGACUGAACGUUGUUAUAUUUACAGAGCUGGGAGGAAAUGCUGAAUCUCAUGUGCAAUGACACAAAUGAAAGUGCUGAGUUAUAGGAAUAAUUCUCUCAGAAAUGCAAUGGAACCUUGUUUCAGCCACUAAAUAAAAAAUAAAUAUAUAUA